GAGGCGGGGGUCUCUCCUGGCAGCUCUGGAGCGGAUCGGGAGAAAGGAGGAGGAAGAGGAGGAGGAGGAGGAUGAGUUCCGGAUUCUGCAGCAGAGGGAGCAAGAGGAGACUGGUUUCUCUCUCAACAAGUGCAUCCUAGGAGCUGUCAUACUGCUGGGCCUCGGAACCAUCUUCUUCUCAGGUGUCUUCAUGGACCUGGAUGAUGAGGGGGACUAUGAUGCCAGGGACCUGAGAGAAACAGAGGUGGUGGGAAAACAGGAAUGGCUGAAUCCUGAGGUUCCUCUUCCACCACCUGUAGAAGUUGACAGUACAGACCAACUGAAUAAACUGGCUAAAGAAGACCCACGGAUAGCUGUACUGCAAGCCCAACUCCUGGCACAGAAAGAGGAGCUAAAAGUAGCACAGAAGGAGGCGGAGGAUGGAGGGAAGGAGAGAAAGAAGAGGGAGGAGGUGGAGAAGGAGCACGGUAGGCUGAAGAAAGAGAUGACGUCGCUCCCUGUCCUUCAGAAGGAGAACGAGAGGAUGAAGAGAGAGCUGGAGUCUGUUCCUGUCUUACAGAAGGAUCUAGAGACACUCAGAGCCACAGUGACUGAACUAAAACACAGCACAGCCAAGGAUGCAGCUCCACCUCCAGUCUCUGCCUCUGUCCCGCCCCCUCUGGCCAAGCUGGGGAUGACAGCCAAAACACAGCAGGAACGAUGGAGAGGAGGGCAAGAAGCCAGGGAAGGGAGUGAAAAAGAUUUGAAGGAAGAGGAGGCGGAUUGGAAUAAGGGAGGGAAGAAUGAUUGUAAUAAGGGGAGGGAAGAAUGA
Messenger RNA from Oncorhynchus gorbuscha (pink salmon), 811 nucleotides. RefSeq lists its product as uncharacterized. The transcript has 6 exons. The record is from RefSeq and is a predicted model, not a curated record. Bases 191 to 811 code for a protein of 206 amino acids. Lineage: Eukaryota; Metazoa; Chordata; Actinopteri; Salmoniformes; Salmonidae.